GCCUCCUGGAGAUGGAGACACUUUGAGAGUCGUAGGAAAAAGAUAUAAAGCAGCGCCUGGCCAGCGGACUGCGAUUCCCAUCAUCAACCAAGUCUCAUUCCAUCUGCUCUGGUAGCAUCGAUUUUCUUCACUCAGUUCUGCGAACUAUACUCUACCUGUCCUUUUACACAUCACCAUGUAUCAAAAGAGCCUUCUCUUCUCCCUUCUGGCCACCUCUGCCCUGGCCCAGUUCCCCAUCCCCGACUCCCAAGGCAGCGUGACCUUUGACGAGCCCUACGAGGUCGCCGCCGGCGAGACCUACGACGGUGGCUACAAGACCUACGGCCGUGGCGUUUCCUGCUCCGGCCAGAGCGAGGGCGGCCAGGACGAUACCGUCUUCCUCAUCCAGGAGGGCGGUACCCUGAAGAACGCCAUCAUCGGUUCCGACCAGAUCGAGGGCGUCUACUGCCUUGGAGCCUGCACCAUCGAAAACGUCUGGUGGGAGGCCGUCUGCGAGGACGCCCUCUCCCUCAAGGGCGGCAGCGGCCCGUACAACAUCAUCGGCGGCGGUGCCCAAGGCGCCGACGACAAGGUCAUCCAGCACAACUCCGGCGGCCAGGUUAACAUCGACGGCUUCACCGUCUACGACUUUGGCAAGCUCUACCGGUCCUGCGGCAACUGCGACGAGCAGCAUGCUCGCACCGUGACUAUCAAGAACGUCGUCGCGAACUCCGGCAAGACCCUGGUCGGUAUCAACAGCAACCUGGGUGACACUGCCUCCAUCGACAGCAGCACCUGCGCCACCGACGUCAAGAAGAUCUGUGUGGAGUAUGAGGGCAACGAUACCGGCGAUGAGCCCGAGGAGAUCAGCGAUGGUCCUAGUGAUGCUUGCCAGUACACAGAGCCUCUCUCCUCUUGCUAG
Aspergillus novofumigatus IBT 16806 is the source of this 901-nucleotide messenger RNA. Its product is annotated as pectate lyase. Gene Ontology annotation, molecular function: pectate lyase activity. The record is from RefSeq and is a predicted model, not a curated record. The transcript has 2 exons. Gene Ontology annotation, biological process: pectin catabolic process. Gene Ontology annotation, cellular component: extracellular region. Bases 176 to 901 code for a protein of 241 amino acids. NCBI's taxonomy places the organism in Eukaryota, Fungi, Ascomycota, Eurotiomycetes, Eurotiales, Aspergillaceae.